AUGGAAAAAAGAAAAAAAAAGCGAAACGAUGAUAAUGCCCGUAACGUUUAUAAACUGAAAGAGUUCCUUGCCAAUGAUGAGAACACGUCUGCUUGCGUUCAGUGUUGUGAAAGGAAUUCGUACGAGACGUGUAACAACAUUUUACAAUAUAUAAAAAAAGAUUUGAACAUCCCCUUGUACGUCCUUGACCUUGUCAGUAUUUAUAAUCACGACAACAUUGCAAAGUUCGUUAAAGACGUAUUUGCAGAGUUUGUAAAUACGGCCAUCCCAUACUACAUUCACAUGAACAGAAAUAUCCACAAAAGGAUCUCAAAGAAGAAAAAAUUUUCGAUCAAAGAUGUGUGCUCCGUUUUGUCUAGUAAGGUGGAUUAUUUUGACAGCGCCCGCCAAAAAAAUGUAAAUCUCUUUAAAUGCUUUUUUGCAUAUUAUUAUAAAUUUCAAAGGGGUGUUAUAAGAAGGUCCAGAAAAAGGAGACAGAGGACAAACCCGGAACUGACAAACGUAAAUGCUCAAAGAGAAAGUCAAAAUUGCAAAUCAUUAAAUACAAAUUUUAAAUGGGUAAACUGCCUCACAAAUUUGAAGUAUUUUAAGUAUCUUCGAAAGUACAAAUAUUUUUUAACCAGUAAAAAAAAAAAAAAAUUCACCAUUUUUUUUUUCACACAUAAUGAUACAUACUUUUGGAAGCAUAUAAGCGAACGAUUGUAUUCGCCUUUUUUUAUAAAAGAAUAUAUUUGCACUCUUCUCAAAAGGCACACAAAGUUGAGUGCUAUUUUUAAAUGUUCGAAGGGUAGCGGUGAGGGUGGUGACAUGCCCAGGGUGUCUGGCAGAGAAGACGCCACAACAGGGAACUUGACCCUUAUGAAGAGCGAUAAAAAAUACGAUGCUUUCCAUGAUAACCAAAAUUGCUACCACAGUAGAGGUAACUGCCUGCAUGUGGAGCCUGAUCCAGUCAGUUAUGCCAAACAAAGGGUAGACCCAACAUUAAUGUGCAGUAGACAUAUUCGAAAGGGCACAAAUGAGGACCAUUUGGCGCCUAUUAGGAAACGGUUCAUACUGAAAAAUAGGUACCAGCGUGAUGAUAAAUACUGUGUGUACAAUUCGCAACGAAGAACAUUAUUAAGUUUUUAUUUUAGCAAAAUAAAUAUACCGAACAUUUGUUUGAUAUAUGGGGACAGUGGAGUGGGGAAAAGCACUUUACUGCAAUUUUUAGUUCACAUCGUUAGCUCAAAUUAUAAGGACAUCUCUUUUAGCGAAAAAGUGAUAGACCGUUCACUUCACAGCGCAGUUGAAGGGAAUGCAGUCGAGGUGAGCGAGGGGGGAAGCACCAAUACGAUUAAGCAGAACAUGCGUGAAAGCAAAAGUACAGCUUGGGGAGGAAAAAGCUACAGACACGUGUCGUAUACUUCUCUAAUGCGGAGGAUGAAUCAUCGGGAAAAAAAAAAUAUUUCUUCAAUUCCAAAAUGUGUGCAUAAUUCCAUUCGAAAACCAUCUGUUGGUAAAUAA
This is a messenger RNA of Plasmodium cynomolgi strain B, 1503 nucleotides long. RefSeq lists its product as hypothetical. Lineage: Eukaryota; Apicomplexa; Aconoidasida; Haemosporida; Plasmodiidae. The transcript is spliced from 2 exons. The record is from RefSeq and is a predicted model, not a curated record. The coding region runs from base 1 to 1503 and encodes 500 amino acids.